AUAACGCCCGUCUGUUGCCUUUAGUCUUUAAUUCGGUUCGGAGGAGCAAAGACGUGCUUUGCAGUCGGUGAAUCACUGCUUUCGAGAUGGAUUCUGAAGAAUGUGAUGACGAUGUCGCUGCCACUUCCUGUCAAAUCCUAAUCCAGCGUUUAACCAGAAAAAGCCAUAAGCCAGAUGUAAUCCACGAUGACGUGCCGGAAGCAACUCAGGACAAGCGUCGAAAGAUUACCUUGGCCAACGGGGUAGCUAUCAUAGUUGGGAGCAUCAUUGGUUCAGGAAUAUUUAUCUCUCCAAAAGGAGUUCUCAUAAAUGCUGGAUCAACUGGUACAGCGUUGAUAGUUUGGGCGUUGUCUGGUAUAUUUUCUGCCGGUGGAGCCCUCUGUUAUGCGGAACUAGGCACAAUCAUUUCUCGAUCCGGUGGCGAUUACGCCUACAUUUUAGAGGCGUUUGGUUCUCUGCCAGCAUUUUUGACACUAUGGGUUAUAACGUUAAUCAUAAAACCAGCGUCUCAAGCAGUUGUUGCUUUAACUUUCGCUACCUAUAUGCUGCAACCAAUCUUCGGUGACUGUCCCGUACCUUACUCGGCAGUUCGCCUCCUUGCUGCCUGUUGCCUCUGUCUUCUGUCGGGUAUCAGUUGUGCCAGUGUAAGAGGAGCCAUGCGCAUCCAAAACGUUUUCACAGUGGCAAAAUUAUUGGCACUAUUUAUCGUCAUUGUACUCGGCCUGUUUGAGCUUUUUGCAGGAAACACACAGAAUCUAACAUUCACAUCGUUUUCGGAAGAUGCACCGCUCGAAAUAGGAAAAUUAUCCUUAGCCUUCUAUUCGGGCCUAUUUGCUUUUGGUGGCUGGAAUUACCUGAAUUUCGUAAUUGAUGAACUGCAAGAUCCAUACAGGAACUUGCCUUUAGCUAUAUUCAUAGCAAUGCCAAUCGUCACGCUCUUUUAUGUUUUGGCCAAUUUGAGCUACUUCGUGGUAAUUUCACCGGCCGAUAUCAUUGCAUCUCAUGCCGUCGCCGUGACAUUCGGAAUAAAACUUUACAGCUGGUUGAAAUGGGUCAUACCUGUGUUCGUCUCCAUCUCAACUUUUGGCAGUUUAAAUGGAAUCACUUUCACGGCAGCGCGAAUUGUUGCAACCGGAGCGAACAACGGCCAGUUUCCAGCUGCUUGCGGAUUCCUUCACCAAGAGUUACUUACACCCAUACCAGCUUUGAUGUGGGAGUGCUGUCUGGCUUUGCUAUUGCUGCUUUUUCCUGACGUCUUUUCGCUCAUCAACUACUUGAGCUUUGCACUAUGGUUGGUUUCGGGUGCAAGUGUGACCGGACUAUUAUACUUACGUUGGAAACUACCAGACAUUGAGCGGCCUAUUCGAGUUCCCCUGGUUUUACCUAUCACCUUUCUUCUUUGCUGUGUUUUUCUAGUAUUAGUUCCAGCUGUUGUAACGCCUUUUGACACAGGAAUAGGAGUGGCCAUAGUUUUGGCUGGUGUUCCUGUUCAUUUCUUGAUCAAGAAAAGCUCAUCUUCAACUGUUGUUAAGAAAUAUUCAGAUAAAUUCUCCCGCUUCUGCGUCGCUUUACUAAAUGUUGCGCCAAUCAAUGGGCAUUAUGCUUAACUAUUAGAUAUGAAUAAAUGUGAAAGAUGCUUACCGUCAUAUAAGAGGACAGUUUACUUUUGCCAAUAAACAAAAGUGACGAAAUCAAGGCUAACUUUAUUGUCAACAAAAAGUAAUUCGC
Molecule: messenger RNA, 1728 nt
Organism: Daphnia carinata
Lineage: Eukaryota; Metazoa; Arthropoda; Branchiopoda; Diplostraca; Daphniidae
Product: large neutral amino acids transporter small subunit 1-like
Exons: 10
Coding region: 87-1607 (506 amino acids)
Biological process (GO): amino acid transmembrane transport
Cellular component (GO): membrane
Molecular function (GO): L-amino acid transmembrane transporter activity
Source: RefSeq, a predicted model, not a curated record